GUGGCGGCAGCGCCCGCCGGUGGGCGGCGGGGCGGGGGCGCUGGUCCCGUUCCCGCCGGAGGCAGCCGGGCUAGCGGCGGCGCCUCCCCCAGCGCGACGGCCCCGGCCCCCCCGCCUCAGCGCAGCGCCGUUAAGUGCCUCGGCGGCAACAAAGGCAGGCGGCGGCGGCGAGUGACUGACUGGUGGAUUGACUGACUGAGCGGGCGGCUAGAGAACUUGAUUAAAAGGGAAAUGGGAGCAUGAAGAAUUGCAUGCAGAGCACGAUGUGAUCCCCAUGGUGGCAUUUCCUACAGAUCUUACCUGUCAAUAUGCUUCUGUCUGGAAGGGUUUGACAGGGACUGUUGUGGACAGCAAAGGGACCUGGAGAUGAAGGUGCUUCUUGAACUCUUCAGUGCAUCACAGAACUGUUGUGUUUUGGGAUAUCCUGCUUAAACCCUCAGAAGAAAAUCUGCCAAAAGCCAAAAAUGACUUGAGUUGGAGAGCUGCUGCCUUAUUGACAGGACCAACUUCCUGCCUGGUGUUCAGUGUCUCAUCUGGAUGCACCGUACACUAUGGUUCACAUCAAUGUGUUGAAAAAAUUAAUGUGUGUUCUUGUGGUGAUACUGGUAGCUCUGACAGUUUGCUUGUGGAGAGAGACAAGAAGAAGCUACUACAUUCCUUUCAAGACCGAGAGUGAUGAUUUUCAGGAUUUCAGGAAUUCAGAAAAAUGGAACCCACUUAAAUCACAGGGCCUUUUCCGUGGAGCAGCCAGUGAAUUGGGUCAGUUACCCAAAACUUGGUUUAGCAACAUCAACAAAGUAAAAGGUAGCACCCCUGUAACAGCCGAAAAGUCCAAGAAAGCAGCAGACUCUGUGAAGGUAUGGGAUAAGGACAGUUCAUCCAGAAAUCUCAUACCCAGGCUGCAGAAGGUCAGAAAAAACUACCUGUCCAUGAACAAGUACAACGUGACUUACAACGGAAAGAGGAACGCUGUUAAACUCAGUCCAGAGAAGCUGCUCUGCCAGCUACGGGACAGGGUGAAUGUGACCAUGAUACAGGGAUCGGAUGGUCCUUUUGAUAGCUCUGAAUGGCAGCAAUACCUACCAGGGAAAAGCCUCAAUGAAACUGUGGGCCGCCUGGGUCGCUGUGCUGUUGUGUCCUCAGCAGGGUCUCUGAAAUCAUCUCAUUUGGGAAAAGAGAUAGACAGCCAUGAUGCCGUCUUGCGAUUCAAUGGAGCUCCUAUCAAGGGGUUUCAAGAAGAUGUGGGGCAAAAGACAACAAUUCGUCUUGUGAACUCCCAGCUUGUUACUGUUGAGGAGCAGCAGUUCCUGAGGGAAGUGCUAUAUAACACUGGAAUCUUAAUUGUCUGGGAUCCAGCACCAUAUCAUGCAGAAAUUCAUGAGUGGUACAGAAAACCAGACUAUAACUUUUUUGAAAGCUAUAAAUCAUAUCGUAGCACACAUCCGGAGCAGCCCUUCUAUAUCCUGAAUCCAAAAAUGCAGUGGCAACUCUGGGACAUUCUGCAGGAGAAUUCCCUGGAGCAUAUUCAGCCUAAUCCACCAUCGUCAGGAAUGCUUGGCAUCGUGAUCAUGAUGACACUCUGUGAUGAAGUGCAUGUGUACGAAUUUCUCCCUUCCAAACGGCAGACUGACAUUUGCCAUUAUUACCAGAAGUUUCACGACCGUGCCUGUACCAUGGGAGCUUACCACCCCCUCCUGUUUGAGAAAAACUUGGUGAAGCAUAUAAACCAGGGCACAGAUGAGGACAUCUAUACUUAUGGGAAAGUUACUUUGCCGGGCUUCCGAAACGUGCAUUGCUAGCAGAUGAAUUUUUAGUGCGUUUGGGAAUUUUUCUUGACUGUCAAAGCACUUUUUUAAUCAGGGUUGUCAUAUUUGUUAGGUCUAAGCACUGGUGUGUUUUGACAGCUCUUCCAUGUUGCAACAAUUGCUCUUAGGACUUUGUUGCCUAACUUCUCCCAGCUGUUAGGCGGUGUUAAUACAUUGUGGUAUAUCCACACGGUACCUGCAUGAGCCACUGCAAUAAAUUUACUCCCAGUGGAGCCAGGCUCGUGCAGCAGGUGGAUAUCUCUGUCUUCAUCUCAACCAAUUAUGUAUUUGGGAGACGCAGGAGAGGCUUUCUAAGCAGAGAUUGCACAAGUCAGGAUCAGAUGCUGAAUAUAGUUUGGUUUGCUUCAAAGUGGUUAUGACAACCAAAAGUUGAGAAACAAAGAAAGUAAUUCAAAACUUGUUCCCAUCGUCCUAGAUGCUCCUUGGAGCAGGGCUGAUUUAUGGAAACAGUGUUAAAGCUGUGUACUGAUAAGCUAAAAUCUUAGACCAGAAUAUUUGAUUUUAUAAACAGUUUGUAAAAUAAUCAUGGCAACUUCCUUUCAAAUUGUAAGACCUCUGAAAUCAUUUAGGUGGCAUUUCUGGCAAAGGAAGAGGGAGGCAAUUCACAAUUCAAUGAUUCUUGCAAGACUUUUUAAUGUUUUUACUUUUUUUUUAAUCACUUAAAAUGAAUUUUAGUGACUAUUUACUUCUCCAGUACAGUGCUGUCCUUGGUACAGAAGCCUUAUUUAAAAAAUAUUUUGGGGAAGGUGAUCCAAGGCACAAGUGGGAGAACUCGGUACCUCUUUCCAGCUCUGUGCUGGUCUACCUUUGCAAUUACUGGCAAAUUACUUGCUGACUCAUCUCUGGUAAUGGAAGUGGCACGUAGCUGCUGGCCAGAUGAGUUCCGGACUGAGGUAAUCUCUCAGUUGCUGUGUGUGUUCUGAAUAGGUGGGGAGCAGAUGAAUGCAUUGCCCCCGUGCUUCAUGAGUGGUGGGGAGGGAGAGUGUGCUUUGCUUCUCAUGCUGAAACACAGGCAGAGUUGAAAAAGGCAGCUUUUCUGUCCUGUAGCGGCAUGGUGGAAGUAGUAGCUCUACAAUCUCUUUACAUCAGUGAGAACACUUUCCCUAUCCUCUUCCAUACUGAUGUGUUUCAUGAUGUCUGUAAAAGCCUUUUCUUCUUCCUGUUUUGAAUAAAUCCUGUUAAGUCA
Messenger RNA from Phalacrocorax carbo (great cormorant), 3012 nucleotides. Lineage: Eukaryota; Metazoa; Chordata; Aves; Suliformes; Phalacrocoracidae. The record is from RefSeq and is a predicted model, not a curated record.